Pyricularia oryzae 70-15 is the source of this 2799-nucleotide messenger RNA. RefSeq lists its product as uncharacterized. The transcript has 4 exons. The coding region runs from base 450 to 1901 and encodes 483 amino acids. Lineage: Eukaryota; Fungi; Ascomycota; Sordariomycetes; Magnaporthales; Pyriculariaceae. The record is from RefSeq and is a predicted model, not a curated record.
CAACCCGUCUCUUUUUGUCCUUGUUCCUCUCGAGGUCAAUUGGUGUGUUGUUUUUCAUGUGCUGUUAGCUGGUAUUUGAUUAGGUUCUUCAUUUUGCUUUUUUUCCCGCUUUUCUGUAUCAUACCUACCUUCUUUGCCCUUCCACCUCAAGGCCCACGGCAGCCUCACUCGCCCAACCUCCGGUCUCGCUCGCACUUCAUAUCUCGCCCUGGCCGCCUACAGAUUUUCUCUCUCGCUUGGAGACUGUUGGGAAUUCCUGACUGUCUAUCGUUUUAUCAUCAAGGAUCGGUCGACGGACUCAUUUCCUACAGAAGAAUCCACUGCAUUUCUGGGUACCUCGACACAAAUCGACGCGCGUGGCCUGGGAUCCUCACUACACAUAGUUUUGACACUCGUAUUACUUUUCAACCCGCAAAACAAAAACAAAAAAUCCACAGAAUUCUUCCGCAAUGGCAACUCCACUACAAAUUAUGCCCUUGCCAGUAUGGCCCAUCACUUUCCUUGAGGAUGCCGUUGUAUACUUGUCGGCUUUGUUCACACCCUGGUUUACAGCAUUUUGCGUACUAUGGCUGCAUAGAUACGUUAGACUCAUUGUCCACUGCUACAGCCACUGGACUUACAAGUCUAAACCAAUCCCAAGCAAGCCAUCCUACACAUCAGAUGAUGUUACGGUUGUGAUUCCCACGAUCCACGACAACUUUGAUGAGCUCCGACCCUCGCUUGAGAGUAUUCUGGCCACAAAGCCGCACGAGCUGAUUAUGGUCACAACCGCCGACAAGUUUGAGGAUCUGCAGAGGGUUGCAAAAACCCUCUCUUCUCCCAACAUCCGCAUAUUCUGCACUCAGUACGCCAAUAAGCGCAUCCAGGUGUGCGAGGCCCUGCCAAAGAUUACGACUCGCAUCACUAUUAUGGCCGAUGACGACGUUACCUGGCCAUCGACCAUGAUGCCGUGGAUUCUGGCCCCAUUUGAGGACCCGAAGAUUGGAGGUGUCGGCACAUGCCAGCGGGUAAAGAGGGUUAGGGAGGGAGGACUUGGGCUCAGGAUAUGGAACUGGUUGGGCGCCGCCUACAUCGAGCGACGCAACUUUGAGAUCUCUGCAACGCACAACAUGGACGGCGGUACCUCUUGCAUGUCGGGUCGAACUGGCGCCUACCGAUCUGAAAUCCUCAGAGAUUACGAGUUUCUUGAGGGAUUCAUGAAGGAGGAGUGGUGGGGUAAGAUCCUCAAGGCCGACGACGACAAUUUUGUGAGCCGCUGGCUUGUCAGCCAUAAGUGGAAGACGUGGAUUCAGUACGAGCAGGAAUGUGAGCUGGAGACGACGCUCGAGGACAACAUCAAGUUCCUCUACCAAUGCUCGAGGUGGGCCAGGAGCAACUGGCGCAGCAACUGGACCAGCCUGGUCAAGGAGCGUCAUGUCUGGAAACAACAAUGGUGGUGCACAUAUGCAUUGCACAUUGCAACCUUCACCUCGCUCGCCUUCGUCUUCGACUUUCUCAUCCUGGCAGCCCUCUGGUGGGGUACCGAAGGUUGGGAGCCCGUGAACCGAAACCGUGCCAUUUACGCCCAGCUCGCAUUCCUGGCCUUCUCCAAGGUUGUCAAGCUCGUUGGCCUCUUCCGCCGCCACCCGGCCGACAUCAUGUUCCUCCCCGUGUCCAUCAUUUUUGGGUACUUCCAUGGCCUCAUCAAGAUCUAUGCCGGCCUGACUCUUAAUAUGACAUCAUGGGGAAGCCGAACAGAUGGAGACACCGACGACGCACACCGUCUUGCGCCCGGCCCGGUCCGAUGUUCUAGUCUCAACACGCCCCGGAGCGAGCACAAGCUUCCUCACUACAUGCAGGAGCGCGACGAAAUCGUCAACGAGAAGCAGCAAAUGCGGGAAGAGGAAUGGGAGCACCUGUGAUGGGCAUCAUAGAUGGAUGACUCGCAAGAGUGCCCCAGUGCCCUUAUGCCGCACUCUUUCUUUCUUUUUUUAACGCCUUAUGGAUUGAACGAAAUUGAUGACUUUUUUUUCUCGUUUGUUUUCUUUUCUUUCUCACAUAAUCACUGGGUUUGGGGGGGGGCACCUAAAAAGAAAAAUAGGAAAUAGAAAGGGAUCAGACAGGAUGGGAGGUAGAACAGGACUCAACAUCUCAGCCCCUUUUUGAGGGUUCGGAGAUGGGGCCAUCGUCGCCUUUUUCUCGAUCUCUCUUGCAUUUUCUUUUUAUUUUAAUCUUGGUUAUCUCGGAUAAAAGGGUUUUCUGGCGUUUUAUUCUACUGGCAUGGAUUUUCCACAAGGAGUUCUUUUGGGAUUGUUUGGCUUAUAACUGCAUGGGACAUCCCCUUUCUUCUAGGAAUGGGUGAUUUUGGUUUCUCAAGGAAAACAAAAUAUGGGGCAUUUUCAAGGUUCAAAACUUUGCUUAUUUGUCUUUCUUUUCUUCCUAAUUUAUUUUGCUUCAUCUCAACUUGGGGGAGGCAGGAAGGUGCACAAAACGGACUGGUUAGAGAUUGCCAGCUCCAACGUGUGUUGCACGAGGUCUAAUCAUGACUCAAAUUCUCCUUGCUCACUCUUCUCUAAAUCAUCUGAACGGCUCGGCUGGAGAGAAAAAAGAGUUCCUGCAUGUGGCCGGAGUUUGGGCGAGCGUUAGGGUACAUCUGGGUGCGGGCAUAGGGUGGUACAAGGGGGGGGGGGUCAAAGGAUUGGCCAAUGACCUGGAAAAAGAGACGAGUGCCUGAGGAAAAUGAAUAAAUAGACGAUAAUAAUACGAGAGAGAUUAUACCACCAAGACCACUUGAGAUGACAAAGAAUCUGUCAUUUCCUG